Eurytemora carolleeae is the source of this 1085-nucleotide messenger RNA. Its product is annotated as palmitoyltransferase ZDHHC16. The transcript is spliced from 11 exons. The record is from RefSeq and is a predicted model, not a curated record. Gene Ontology annotation, biological process: protein palmitoylation. Lineage: Eukaryota; Metazoa; Arthropoda; Copepoda; Calanoida; Temoridae. Gene Ontology annotation, molecular function: palmitoyltransferase activity. Bases 30 to 1019 code for a protein of 329 amino acids. Gene Ontology annotation, cellular component: Golgi apparatus.
AAAUAAUAAUAUUUAUCAGCUGACGAAAAAUGUUAGGAUACAUGAAAAUUAAGAUGAAGGAGAUAAAAAUACAUUUUUUAUCAUUAUUCUACAAUUCUCACAUAUCGAAAGAUUACAUUUUUGAUACAUUAAUUCAGCCAGCUUUUAUGUUCGUUGAUGCCUUCGCUUCCUUGCUCGGACCUUUCUUUGUUCUUCUAGUCACAUUUCUCACUGUCUCUGUAAUAUUUAUAGCUUUUUGGAUAGGGUUACCCUACUACAUAGAACACAAACAUUUUCUUCAGACUGCAUGUUUGCUUGUUUUUGGGCACUAUCUGAUGAUGAAUAUAAUAUUCAAUUAUUGGCUGGCUCUUACUACCCAACCUGGAGUACCUCCAACAGAUAAAAUAUUAACAGAGGUUGUAUCUAUCUGUAAGAAGUGUAUUGCUCCAAAGCCUCCAAGAACCCAUCACUGUAGUGUGUGCAACAAAUNUGUCUUUCACCCCAACCUUUUUUUUCUUUGGUUAAAUAAUUGUGUUGGACACUUCAACCACCGUUACUUCUUCUUGUACAUGGUGUACAUGGUGGUAGGAUGUGCUUUUAUUAUGCUCUUUGGAGCAGAGAUACUUGCAGACCAGUUCUUUUACAGGUGGGAAACUGAUGAACCGGGCUUCCUGAAAUUCAGCCGAAAAACUCUUGUUCUCUAUGAAUCCUUCUUUACUACGAGUUGUUUUUUCUGUCUGGGAGCUCUUUGUUUAUGGCACGCCAGACUUAUUCAUAAUGGACAGACGUCAAUAGAGGCACAUAUUAACACUGCUGAGACACGACGGUUGGCUGAGCUCGGCAGAGUUUAUAAAAAUCCAUACAACUUCGGGCACACACAUAAUUGGUAUUUAUUCUUAGGUUUAGUGAAUGGACGAGGAUGGUUAACUGUUCUUUUCCCUUCGGUCUACACUCCUCCUAGAGAUGGGCUCAGUUGGGACUCGGUCCAUUCCUGUAGUAUAGACUGGACUUAUGGUCCAUUUAAGAAGUCCUCAGACUGAAGGGACUCGGUCAACAUCGCUAGUUAUGUUAUAUUCCAAAAAAUUAUUAAACGUUUUUCAUUGAUC